CGGCCAUAUAUUUCAAAAAUCGGGUUGAACCGUACAAGUUGCACCGCAAACCCCAACAACGACCACGACGGGGUGGCUUAACUGGUAUUAUUUGGACCAGCGAGGAGGCGCGUGGGUUCAGAGAGAUUAAGUUAAACGGAGCCGAGGACAAUGCUGUCGUAGAUUCAAACUAAAACCCAUAACUUGUUUCUUCUAUAACCCUGCAAACUGCAAACGACUGUCGUACAACACAGCUAAACAUUAGGGACAUCAAAGAAGAUGCCGGUGAUGGCAAUAUACUGAUAGCGAAGUGAAGCCCAUUUGAGAUUUCAUUGGAUUUGGGGAAGAGAAAUGUCGAAGCUUUUUCAGAGGGUUGCUGGGUUCUUCACCAACAGGACUAUGGUGGGAAUGGACAAAGCUGGCAACCGUUACUUCGCCAAAAAAGAUGAGGUUGAUGGCAUCAUGAAAGAGAAAAGAUGGGUGGUAUUCAAGGGGGAGAAGGACCCAACCUCUAUUCCAGUUCUAAAGAAAGAAGUGGAAAGGAAAGCAAGAGAAGGCAGUACACGCAAAGUCAUCAACACUGAUAAAGUUGGAGGUCCAGAUUUGAAAAGUUUCAUUCGGCAAUUUCGUGUUCCUUCUGAAGGUGAUGAAAAUCAUGAAGAAUCUGUUGCGAUGGAAGGAGUGAGGAACUCGAAAGAGAAAGAAGCUAAAAAAGCAAAACAAGAUCCGGAGUAUGUUCGGUCUAUAGAGCCAAUAGGAUCUGGUCAAACAUUCAGGCCAGGGAUAUGGCAACCACCAACAUGAAGUCACUCCUUGUGUCUAAGCAUAAAACACCGAUGUGUUUUGCCAAUGGCGACCACCAUAGCUGAGUUGUGAGUGAAGCUGUAUGGUUUUAGGGAGAGCUUCUUUUGCGGCACCAUGCAAUACAUGUAUACUUUGUUUUUCCUUUCAGGCCAGAAAAAUGAAAAACCCACGCACAAUACAUCCUUGACCGCGCAUUGAUUGAGUUUUGAUGUACAUGAGUACAAGGAACUUGUAACUUCCUUUUCUUUUUAUGUGCUCGUGCUCUAGGUGAAGGUGUCUUCAAUAGAAUUUUUUUUAAAAAGAGUCAUUAUUCUUGUAGCAAUCCCCGUGUACGUAUGACAUUUACGUGUGAGUUUAUUUUUUCCACCAUGGUGUUUCUGGUCA
Prunus avium (sweet cherry) is the source of this 1167-nucleotide messenger RNA. RefSeq lists its product as uncharacterized. Gene Ontology annotation, biological process: response to oxidative stress. Lineage: Eukaryota; Viridiplantae; Streptophyta; Magnoliopsida; Rosales; Rosaceae. Gene Ontology annotation, cellular component: membrane; respiratory chain complex I. The record is from RefSeq and is a predicted model, not a curated record.